Cantharellus anzutake is the source of this 809-nucleotide messenger RNA. RefSeq names its product histidine kinase-like ATPase. Gene Ontology annotation, biological process: mismatch repair. Bases 73 to 498 code for a protein of 141 amino acids. Gene Ontology annotation, molecular function: ATP-dependent DNA damage sensor activity; ATP hydrolysis activity. NCBI's taxonomy places the organism in Eukaryota, Fungi, Basidiomycota, Agaricomycetes, Cantharellales, Hydnaceae. The transcript is spliced from 5 exons. Gene Ontology annotation, cellular component: mismatch repair complex. The record is from RefSeq and is a predicted model, not a curated record.
GCCAAAUUACCUAAUAAGGUGAGGGUCCGGAAGCAAAUUCGUGAUUGGGCGGGAGCGCGUUCUUCCUCAGCUAUGCCUAAAAUCAUUCGACAACUUUCGUCGGUGACACGUAGCCGCCUAAGAUCAACCCAGAUAUUGACUUCUAUCCCACAAAUUGUCUCUGAACUUGUACAAAAUUCGAUAGAUGCUGAAGCAUCUCACAUCGACAUUGGCAUAGACUGCGCCCAAUGGACAUGUUGGGUGCGCGAUGAUGGAGUUGGGAUCCCUGUUGAAGACCUGAGACAAAUGUCGAAAGCAGCCGAUAGCGCAAGAUAUAGAUGGCGGACAUCAAAAAUGCACCCGUCUGGUGAAUCUAGUAUAAUGUCCAUGUUUGGGUUUCGUGGGGAAGCCCUUGCUUCUGCUGCCGAAAUAGCUUGUUUAGAGAUAUCGUCCAGGACAGCAGAGGAAAAUGAAACGUGGUCUGUUAUCUUCAAGGGAAGCUGCCAAAUCAUGUCGUGACAUCUUGAUUGUUCUUGAUGGCAUCUUAAUUCCCUUACCUUCGCUUUGGCGAACGAUAGGGUGGAAAGGCUCUGUAUUUUGGCAAGUCGUUGCGAUGGCGUCGGGAGCGCCCCGGAACAGUAGUUUGCGUCCGAGAGGCCUUUUAUAAUCUUCCAGUCAGGAGAGUAUCACAUAUGUUGCCUGCACGCACAAUUGACGCGGUGGCAAGGGACCUGCAGUCAAUUGCGUUGGUCUUCCCCCAUGUGUCCUUCACGGUCGAAAGUGUUAAUGCAACCGGAGGUAAUAGCGAGGAAAGUCGGAAGAAAAGGAUU